AUGAAGUUUUUAACUACCAACUUUUUAAAAUGUCCUGUCAAGACCUGUGAUACAUCUAAUGACAAUUUCCCAUUGCAAUACAACGGUGAAAAAUGUCAGUUAAUACAGGACGAAAGUAUUGAAUUCAAUCCUGAAUUUUUGUUGAAUAUCCUAGAUAGAAUAGAUUGGGCUGCUAUUAUCAUUGUGGCCAGAGAUCUAGGAAACAAAUCGCUACCGCCAACAAAGCCAUCUUUUUCUCCAGAAUUGUCUGACGAUGAUCUAAUUGUUCUAAGAGAUUUACAUACUUUGUUGUUACAAACUUCUAUAGUGGAUGGUGAGAUGAAAUGUAAAAAUUGUGGUCAUAUAUAUUUCAUUAAGAAUAGUAUCCCAAAUCUAUUGUUACCGCCUCAUUUGGCUUAA
Molecule: messenger RNA, 399 nt
Organism: Henningerozyma blattae CBS 6284
Lineage: Eukaryota; Fungi; Ascomycota; Saccharomycetes; Saccharomycetales; Saccharomycetaceae
Gene: TRM112
Product: RNA methylation protein TRM112
Exons: 1
Coding region: 1-399 (132 amino acids)
Biological process (GO): rRNA (guanine-N7)-methylation; tRNA methylation; peptidyl-glutamine methylation
Molecular function (GO): protein heterodimerization activity
Source: RefSeq, a predicted model, not a curated record